UUAUCUCUACUACUAAUUAUGUUUGUAUUGUAGGCGUCCACACCCCGACGGAUGGUGCACGGUUCUGCCCUGCGACACCACCCACGCCCGUCUCUCCGAAGCCGCCAGCGUCUCCACCCGAGACCCCGACCCACCCCGCCUCCCCCGCCGCCGCGCUCGCGCUCCCCCGCGACAGCCGCCAUACGCCCUAUCUCCGCCGUGCCUGCGCCUCCUCCCCCGCCCGCCCGAGACCCGCCAAGUUUCCCUUCCUUGCACGGCGAGAUCCACCAUCGGCGCCCCCUUCCCUGGCGAGCCACAGCCGUCCAUGUUCCUGGCCACCGGCGACCUCCCUUCUCUAGCCCUUGGCGGCGAGCCAACACCUCCUCCCAUGGCUGCCCCCCAGACCCCAGUCCCGUCCGCGCAUCCGCUCUUCCGUCAGCGACGCACCUAUUCUCCCCUCUCUCCCCGACGUCGCCCAUGGCGUGGACGGCGACCUCCCUCACCCUGCAACUCUGCACGUGUAAGGGCCGUGUUGCCCGCCUCCUUUCCCCACACCGGCGCAGCCCCCUGUCGCCGCGGCCCCUUCCCCAAACAGCACGGCACCACAUGCUCCCCCUGCCGCGCCCGCACUCUCCUUCCCCAAAUAACACGGCCCCACAUCGCUGGUUGCCUCGCCUCGCCGGGGACCCAGCACGAUGGUCAGGGAGCUGGUGGGUGGGGGAGACAGGGAGGAGCGGAGGAGGAGGUCAAGCUCAACAUGGACAUUGUGUUCGUGACGCUGCCUUCCCCACCGACACCAACGACUCACUCCAGAACCCGGAUCUGGGGCCCUUCCUCCUCAAGCCAUGGUAUUGGGCGAGGGUGGCGCCGCCUCGCGUGCUUGAGUUCGCCGAGCGCGCCGCCAGGGUGCUCGAGCGAAGAGGUGAGGGCACCGAGCUCGAGCUCGCCAUGAAUCUCCACAUCGCUGCUGGCAUCCACUGCGGACUCAGCCACCAAGCCCUGACAUUGUAGCCAGUUUCUUGCAAUCAGAACGAAUGCCAGUUGGUAACCAUUUAACAUUUCUUUUGCUGUGUCAACUUAUUGGAGUUGGAGAGAGGCUAUCACUAUACUGACCUUUAUAUCAUCAGAAUUGACAUAAAUGUGAUUUACACGUAGAUACAAGUUUGUGGCAGAGAUUUCUCUGACACGCCAAUCAGUCUUCGAUGCGAAUGCUUGUUGCUCAUAUGGACUUGUGGUUGUGAUAAUGAGUUCAUCUCCGUGCACAUUUGUCGUCCUUGUGGUUACAGCAGUUAACUGAGUAGUCUCUCUUGACUGCAAAACAAGCAAUCUGUUGCCUCUGCUGUGAUGGUGGAGCAAUUUCAGCGCCAAGAAUGAUAUCUCGCAUUUUAGAUUGUGUCAGUGCAGAAGUAUUAACAUUGUUUUUCUUUGCAUAAUCAGAAAGGAUGAGGUCCCUUAGUGCACACUCAACCUUCAACCACUGUUCAUCAUUCAGAGAUGGCCAUAUAUGAUGUGUUUCAGUAAUAAUUGUUUUGUCAGGUUUGAGCAACAUCUUUGCCUUCUCAUUAUUCACAUGAAGUGCACGUAGAAUAAGCACAAUGUGGGAGAAUGUUGUGUAUGAUGAUAUACUUUUCAACCAAUCAUCAUAUAUAUUAUAAAGAACCAUCUGUGGUUCAGUUGCCUUCAGUAUAAGAUCACCAAACUUCUCAAUCUUCAAGCAAGCCUGGAAAGGAAGCUGCAGCUCACUGCCCUUAAUAACAAUGUUAGGGAAGUCAGGUAGAUGGACCUCCAAGGGAUCCAACAUGCCCUUCCUUGUCACAACAAUUUGCUUUGGCUGCUCUUCUACAGGAAGAGAUCGAACCAAUGCAGCAACCUCCUCAGCGGUUUUCCACUUGGCCAGCUGCCCAAGACGCUUUUGCCCCGCCCAUACACUUGUGUGGAUAACCUGCACAUUAUUAUCCAUACUCAGUUUAAACCUACCUAUGUUCAGGGUUUUACAGAAAAACAAAAUCACAUGAAAACUAGAGCAGAAAUUCGAAAAGAACAAACCUUAAGAAAAAGUUGACCCGUUCUUGGAUUGAAAAAUGAAAAUAGCACCAUUAAUUGGUUUGGUGGUCAAGUUACCCUAAAAUGUUUUGUGAAUAGUGACUCGAUACACAUUUGUAUCAUCCACGAACCAUAUGAUUUGAUUGCUGAAUAUCUCUCCAUAGUUCUGUGAAGACAGGUAUGGUUCAUAUAUUCAAAUAUCCAAACCUCAUUUGGAGUUGUGAUACCAGCAACCUUUGACAUCGAUUCAAGAUGCUACUGGAGUGUUAUUCAUGUGAGUGUAAUUUAGUACAUGAUCCAACUGGUAACAAACUUUAUGAUACUAGCAUAUCACAUAAUAGAUGAGAUUACUAGAAACAGCUCAUGUUAUUGAAUAUAGAAAUUUCAGUUCUAUUGUUUUUACACAAAUUUGUUUGUGAUGCUUCAAACCGCUAAUGAUUUUUUUUAAAAAAGUUGUGCAAUGAGCAUAUCACAUAAUAUAUGAGAAUCUUAGGAAUAAACCAAGUUGCUAAUGAGUAAAAUUUUGGCUUUGCUUUUUAAAAAAUAUGGGUUCAAGUUGUUCCUGACAGAUGCCACUGCACAAAUGGACGUUGACACGUUGUAGUGAUCACACUGUCACGAGAGCUGAGCAAACUACAGCCUGCAAGAGCUACACGUGGCAUGCUUGACCACAUCAUGGUGGAGAAUGCAAGUGUUAAAGUUGCAUUGAAUCGCAUUGCCGUUGUUUCUGUCCUGGAUGCACAUACCCUGUCAGUGAUGUCUUAUGAAGCUUGGAGGCUCAUACAUCUGUUUCUGUUGGCUCUCUCUAGCUAUAUGCAGUGGAGCUGCUAAUAUGCAUGAAGUUUGGGCUAGGUGAGCUUCCUCUUUCACUUUUCAAACCAGUAUAGGUAUUGGCCGAUGUCAAGAAGACAAGGCCGGCGACGAGAGGACGACAGCGUGCAAGAAGAGAAGGCCCAUGUUAGGCGCAACUAUAGGGCUCAAGGUCAAUCAGUUGUGGUCACACUUUUCCAUUUUUACGUUCAGCUAAACUGACCCCCUGUCUCAUGGUGCAACUGUGCAAGGAUAGGCAACAAGUGUUCAACAAUAUGUCUGUGGAUCAAUUGACCUGCAUUUCAGCUUUUAGUUGAGGAUCAAAAUCUCGUGUCGUUCAGGUUCGUGGCCACCACCAUCCUCUUGUCCACCGAACCCCUCGCACGCGGCACGACCUAAUCCUAGACACCCGACCCCAAUGCUCAUGGCCCUCGGUAGAGAGACAUUAAUGUGUCGGCACCGUGGAUCGUCGCAGUUGUGGGUCACUGUAACGGCACUGGUCACAGGCACCAUCUGCCUCUGUUCGUCCUCCUCUAUUGGCCUCCUCAGCACCUACAGGGUCCAGAUGGAAAAGUUUCUAUAAUACAUAUGUAACAAAUACAUACUCCUUGUUCAAGAGAUCGUAAGCAAGAUUGUAAACGGUAUCCAACGCAGAAGCACCUAAUAUGGUUACAGAGUAUUACUGAUGGGCUUACCUGCAGACUGCAUGCUACUACUCAAGGAUGUUGUUGCAAAUGAGUUGUGGAGAACCGUAGAUGCAAAUGGUUGGAGAGCAUCUUCUGCACCACACAUCUAUUGGCCUCACAUACCAGCUGAAUCUGAGAGCAAUGGGUACUUGUGUGUCCGGUGCAACGGCGGCUUGACCUUACAAAUCAGUGUUGUAUGACUAAUAUAAAACUCUCUCUCUCUAAAGUAGCAUAGUUCACCAUGCAAGUUUUGUGUAUUCAUGGCAACAUAUCUGAAAGAUUUAAGAUUACUUCUACCUUGAUUUUGUAGAUAUGAAAUGUUGUUGUCAUUGCACGAAUCAUUAAUGACUUGAUUUUGCUCUCUA
Zea mays is the source of this 3883-nucleotide messenger RNA. RefSeq lists its product as uncharacterized. NCBI's taxonomy places the organism in Eukaryota, Viridiplantae, Streptophyta, Magnoliopsida, Poales, Poaceae. The transcript is spliced from 9 exons. The coding region runs from base 52 to 990 and encodes 312 amino acids. The record is from RefSeq and is a predicted model, not a curated record.